AUGGUCCAAGAGGAGAAAGCUACUUUGAAGCCACCCCAAGAAGGAGAAACUGAAGAAACAAUCAAGGAAGAUCCCAUUCCUAAGCCCAAGCAGCUUGCCAAACAAGCAAGGAGUAAGACUAAGGCCCCUACACCAAAACCGCCCAAGGGAUCAACCAAGAUUGAAGAUGAGGCCAAGCCAAGAAGGAAGGUUAGAAAACCUAGUAGUGCCAAGGGACAUUCAUGGAGAGAUUGUCUAUCCAGCUGUGAAUCACCCACCAGAUACUCAUUGCAAGGAGAAAAGACUUGGAGGAUCAAGGAUGCCUCUUGUCUCCAUCUUCUCCUGAGCGCCAAGCCUUACAGUCAAGCUAAAGACUUAAAACAAGCGCUGCAUGGGAGGCAACCCAUGAGGAUAGAAGGAGAAAAAGGUGUGAAAACACAAUCCGCGCCAAAACAUUGGCCGCGGACGCGCAAAAGUGAAUUUGGCCGAGCAAUUCCAUUCGGGCCGACCGUACCGGUCGAUCCGGGAAGGAACGGCUCUCGCUCGGCCGGACACGAUCUGCGCGACAAAACCGUCCGUGCAGCACGCACGGACAGGAAGGAACAGGCCGCGUUCGGCCGGAAUGAGAACGGACCGACCGCCGUCGGUCGAUCCGGGAAGCAAACGAUCGGCCUCGGCCGAUUUCUCGUCCAUUCGCAGUUUGGCCGACCAAACCGCACGACCGCGACAAAUCAUCGGCCAUCGGCCCAAAUUCUCUCGGCCAAGAUAAAAGAUGAUGUUACAUGGUAUCUAAGGAAGCUUGGCUUGAGAAAGCUCUUCAAGAUAGAGUGCAGCGAAUACUCAUUGCUUACUAAGGAGUUCCUCUCCACAAUCGCUCUAGCCUUUCCCAACAACAAUGGAGGCCAACCAGUUGGUGAUGGACUCUUACUCUUCAAAAUAGGCGACACCAAUGGGCGCAUCUCAAUCUCGGCUCUAUGCCAACUCUUUGGAUUUCCCAAUGAGACAGCCCAUGACUUCAAGGAGAACUCAACAAGGAAGCAAGCUGUCUUUGCUGAUUGGACACACUUUGCCAAUGAACCAUUCUUGCCCUCAAAAUCAAAGGUGUCUAGAAUCACUCAUCCAGCAAUUCUCUAUAUGCAUCGCCUCAUCUCAAGCACUUUUCAAUGCAACCAAGAAGCCAACAAAGUCACAACUGAUGAGUUCUACAUCCUCACCACGCCAUUCAUCAAGCAUGAACAAAGGCCAACCUUGGUCUUUUGUUGCAAAGACACUCAUCAAUGUGAAGCAUCUAGCUAA
This is a messenger RNA of Microthlaspi erraticum, 1275 nucleotides long. NCBI's taxonomy places the organism in Eukaryota, Viridiplantae, Streptophyta, Magnoliopsida, Brassicales, Brassicaceae. The record is from the annotation of a GenBank genome assembly.